AAGCAUUUGUGAUUAAAUUACGAAAUUAUCAUAGCUAGCGAUUCGGUUGUAACGUUUUCUUAAAUUACCUAAUAUUACCGUAAAAUAAUGGAAGUUUCAGAAGAGAACUUAGCCACAUUAGCUAGUUAUUUACAGAAGACUCUCAGUCCGGACCCGAACGUUAGAAGGCCCGCUGAAAAAUUCUUAGAAGGUGUUGAGUCAAAUCAGAAUUAUGGGAUACUAUUACUCCAUCUCAUCGAUAACGAGAAUGCAGACUUCAUUAUACGUGUCACUGCAUCUAUUACAUUCAAAAAUUAUAUUAAACGUAACUGGCCAGUGGAGGAAGAUGGCGUUGAUCGCAUGCAUGCGUCAGAUAGAGUAACAAUCAAAUCACUUAUAGUGAAAUUGAUGCUCAAAUCACCAGAAGCAAUUCAAAGGCAGUUGAGUGAUGCUGUGUCUAUAAUCGGCAAACAUGACUUCCCUGAAAAAUGGCCGGGCUUGAUUAAUGAGAUGGUUGAGAAAUUUGCUUCAGGUGAUUUCCAUCUCAUUAAUGGUGUAUUGAGGACAGCCCAUUCCUUGUUCAAGAGGUACCGCUAUGAGUUUAAAUCACAAAAACUAUGGGAAGAAAUUAAACAUGUGCUUGACAAUAUAGCGAAGCCACUUACAGACUUAUUUGUGGCGUUGAUAGAUUUAGCACAGAAACACGAAAACAAUCCCCAAGCUUUAACAGUCAUAUACAACUCACUGGUGUUGACAUGCAAAGUUUUCUACUCACUCAAUUAUCAAGAUCUACCGGAGUUCUUUGAAGACAAUAUGCCAGUGUGGAUGCCGAAUUUACUCAACUUGUUGCAAAAGAAAGUACAGUGUUUAGAGACUAAUGAUGAUAACGAUAAGCCGGGCGUAAUGGAAGAUCUACGUACGGAAGUGUGCAAUUGUGCAGCUUUAUACGCUCUUAAGUAUGAGGAAGAAUUUUCCCCAUACGCACCGUCAUUCGUUACGGCAGUCUGGAAUGUUUUACUUAGUACGAAUUCUAAAGUUAGGUUUGAUGCGUUAGUGUCAAAUGCUCUCACGUUUCUCGCAAAAGUUGCAGAGAAGAAUACAUACAAGAAUUUAUUCGAAGACCCCGCAACACUGAGCAGUAUUUGUGAGAAAGUUGUCAUACCUAACAUGGAAUUACGGGAGUCAGAUAUAGAAGUAUUUGAAGAUAAUCCAGAGGAAUACGUAAGUCGUGACAUUGAAGGCUCCGACGUUGACACCAGACGGAGAGCGGCCUGCGAUUUAGUACGAACCUUGGCUUUAAAUUAUGAGGACAAAAUGAUGAGCAUCUUCGGGCAAUAUGUUGAGGUUAUGUUAAAUAAAUAUACAGAAAGUGGAGGUACCGCGUGGAUAGGUAAAGACACGGCCCUAUUCCUUGUAACGUCACUGGCUAGUCGCGGUGGAACACAGGCGGCUGGUGUAACGAAAGCGUCCCCUCUUGUCGAUUUGACUACGUUCGCUGCUAAUCAUGUCUUACCGGAGUUACAACGACCUAAUGUAAAUGAGCUGCCAGUUUUAAAAGCGGAUGCAAUCAAAUACAUAAUGACUUUCCGUUCGUUACUACCCAAGGAGCUCAUUAUUACAGCCUUGCCUUUAUUGAUUCAACACAUAACGGGUCGCGGUGUAGUGUGUACGUACGGCGCUUGCGCGGUCGAGAAGCUGAUAGCGGGCGGGAUGGUGUCCCGGGCGGCGCUGCAGCCCCACGCCGGGGCUCUGCUGGCGGCGCUGCUGGCCGCGCUGGGCCGCCAGGAUGACCCCACCGACCACAACGAAUACGUCAUGAAGGCUGUGCUCCGAACACUGGCUUGUUUACGCGAGGACGCCUUGCCAUAUUUGGGCGAAGCGUUGCCAAAGUUAGCUGGAAUGUUAGCCGUGGUUUCCAAGAAUCCAUGCAAACCACAUUUCAAUCACUACUUAUUUGAGAGCCUCUCGCUUGCUGUACAGUUAGUCGUGAAGUCGAACCCCGCAGCCAUAACGGCGUUCGAAGAUGCACUGUUCCCGAUUUUCCAAGAUAUCUUGCAAAAUGAUAUUCAGGAGUUCAUGCCGUACGUGUUCCAAAUGCUGUCUCUCCUGCUGGAGCUGCGCGGCGAGGGCGGCGGCGGGGCGGGCGGGGGCGAGCCCGAGAUGUACGCGGCGCUGCUGCCCUGCCUCGUGGCGCCGCCGCUGUGGGAGCGCCCCGCCAACGUGCGCCCGCUCGUGAGGCUGCUGUGCGCCUUCGUGCUGACGCGAGCUCGCCUCGUGCUGGGCUCCGGCAAGCUGAAUGCGAUGUUGGGAGUCUUUCAGAAAUUAAUCGCUUCAAAGACGAACGACCAUGAAGGCUUCUACCUAAUACAAACAAUGCUGUUCAAAUUCGGGCAGUCUGUAAUGCAACAAUACACGAAGCAAAUAAUGACAUUACUUUUCCAACGGCUCUCUUCAUCUAAAACAACAAAAUACGUCAAAGGGUUGAUCGCUUUCCUGGGUUUCUACGCGACGCAGUUUGGACCAGACGAACUGAUCGAGUUAAUUGACUCCGUACAAGCAAAUAUGUUCGCGAUGUACGUCCAGCGUGUCCUAGUGCCAGACGUGCGAAAAGUGACGGGCACGUUAGAGCGUAAGGCGGCCGCAGUCGGGUGCGUACGUCUGCUGUGCCACUCGCGACGCUUCAGAGAGGAUCUGGCGCCGCUGUGGCCUUCGUUAUUGCAGGCGCUGGUGUCGCUGUUCGAGCUGCCCCCGGACGACAGCUCGCUGCCGGACGACCACUUCGUGGAGGUGGACGACGCGCCCGGCUACCAGCCGCAGUUCGCGCAGCUGGCCAGCGCGCGCGCCGCCGCCGGGGACCCGCUCGCCGCUAUCGAGGACCCGAAGCGCUACCUGGCGGAGAGCUUGGCGGAGGCGUCUCGCUCGCAGCCCGGCUUCCUGCCGCCGCUGCUGGCGGCCCUGGAGCCCGCCCACCGCGCCGCGCUGGAGACCUACCUGCAGGCCUACAGCGUGCAGCUCUGCUGAGCGCCGGAGACCUACCUGCAGGCCUACAGCGUGCAGCUCUGCUGAGCGCCGGAGACCUACCUGCAGGCCUACAGCGUGCAGCUCUGCUGAGCGCCGGAGACCUACCUGCAGGCCUACAGCGUGCAGCUCUGCUGAGCGCCGGAGACCUACCUGCAGGCCUACAGCGUGCAGCUCUGCUGAGCGCCGGAGACCUACCUGCAGGCCUACAGCGUGCAGCUCUGCUGAGCGCCGGAGACCUACCUGCAGGCCUACAGCGUGCAGCUCUGCUGAGCGCCGGAGACCUACCUGCAGGCCUACAGCGUGCAGCUCUGCUGAGCGCCGGAGACCUACCUGCAGGCCUACAGCGUGCAGCUCUGCUGAGCGCCGGAGACCUACCUGCAGGCCUACAGCGUGCAGCUCUGCUGAGCGCCGGAGACCUACCUGCAGGCCUACAGCGUGCAGCUCUGCUGAGCGCCGGAGACCUACCUGCAGGCCUACAGCGUGCAGCUCUGCUGAGCGCCGGAGACCUACCUGCAGGCCUACAGCGUGCAGCUCUGCUGAGCGCCGGAGACCUACCUGCAGGCCUACAGCGUGCAGCUCUGCUGAGCGCCGGAGACCUACCUGCAGGCCUACAGCGUGCAGCUCUGCUGAGCGCCGGAGACCUACCUGCAGGCCUACAGCGUGCAGCUCUGCUGAGCGCCGGAGACCUACCUGCAGGCCUACAGCGUGCAGCUCUGCUGAGCGCCGGAGACCUACCUGCAGGCCUACAGCGUGCAGCUCUGCUGAGCGCCGGAGACCUACCUGCAGGCCUACAGCGUGCAGCUCUGCUGAGCGCUGGAGACCUACCUGCAGGCCUACAGCGUGCAGCUCUGCUGAGCGCUGGAGACCUACCUGCAGGCCUACAGCGUGCAGCUCUGCUGAGCGCCGGAGACCUACCUGCAGGCCUACAGCGUGCAGCUCUGCUGAGCGCUGGAGACCUCCCUGCAGGCCUACAGCGUGCAGCUCUGCUGAAGUGCCGAGUGCCUGCGUCCCCCUAUCUGUUGGAACGAACGCGACGUCGCCUAACUACGGCUCAUUGUCACAGAUUCCGCCGGCCCGCAUCUUACGGCGAUAUUUAACGCCGUUUUGUGCCUUAAAUAUUGCGAUAAUAUGCAUUUAUCGUAGUCAUUGUAUACAAAAUUAUCAUUUAUCCAUUCAUAUUUUUUAAUAAUAUUCAUUUUUUGAGUUCUAAAAUGUGAACAUCUCUGCGAUAUUUUAGUUAUCUAUGGUCAUUUUGUAAUUUCGAUGUUCUCUAUUUGUAAAUAAUGUCAUAAAGAAUGAACUGAGUAACAAUCUUUUCUAUAAGUGUAAUGUUAGUAAUAACUAGCGUAUUAAAUAAUUUUUGUGAUAUAACAAGUUACUGAAUUAGGUAUGUUCUAAGACGCUGAGCGUUUCUUCUCAUGGUUAACGUUUACAUUAAUAUAUAUUACACAUAACAAAAAUUAAAUUAAUGUAUUUUUCUAAGACUCUCAUACUUAAAUGGCUCGUAAAGUACAUUUGUAUUUUCUUGUCUCAAUAACUGGCUUCUUAGAAUUAUUGUAUGGUUGUAGCUAAUUUACGUUUGUAAUUUUUAAUUAAAGUAUGAUCGUAUGAUUCAAUAAAUGUUUAAUAUUACGUA
This is a messenger RNA of Melitaea cinxia (Glanville fritillary), 4636 nucleotides long. It is a transcript of the gene Cse1, whose product is annotated as exportin-2. Gene Ontology annotation, cellular component: cytosol; nuclear envelope. NCBI's taxonomy places the organism in Eukaryota, Metazoa, Arthropoda, Insecta, Lepidoptera, Nymphalidae. Gene Ontology annotation, molecular function: nuclear export signal receptor activity; small GTPase binding. The transcript has 19 exons. Bases 88 to 3000 code for a protein of 970 amino acids. The record is from RefSeq and is a predicted model, not a curated record. Gene Ontology annotation, biological process: protein import into nucleus; protein export from nucleus.